AUACUUACGACCCGGACAACGAGGAGAACAACUUCCAUCUGCCUGACCACCUUCAGCGACGACUUCAGCUGAAGCAUUUCCGCCAGGUCUGCUCGGAAGUGAUACCAAGUUCGCUGUACAUCGCCAGCUAUCAGGUGGCAUGUGACGAGGAGGCACUUCACAUGUGCGGCAUAACCCACAUCGUCAACACGGCGGCCGACAUAUGUGACAGCUGCUUUCCCGACAAGUUUCAAUAUAUCACCUAUUACCUCAAGGAUGCGAACAGCGAAGACAUCUCGAGUCUGUUGUACAGAACACUGGAGUGGAUGUACGAGGCCAUUGGCAAAGGUGGACGUGUGUUGGUUCACUGCCGAGAGGGUGUGAGCAGGUCAGCUACCUUCGUCAUUGCUUACCUCAUGUGGUGGUUCAAUCUUUCCUUCGAAGCGGCUCAUGAGCGCAUCAGACAAGUGCGACCCAUCUGCAACCCAAACACAGGCUUCACCUGUCAGUUGUUGCAGCUGGCGAAGCGGCUGUCCAGCAGCCCCGGAGGGGCUGCGCCCAUCAUGUCCGACAGGGCCUCGCUCUUCCGCGUCGCGCCAUACCAUCCCAAGGAGCCCUUUCUGCUCCUCGUGCCAGCGGAGCGCCAGCCAGGACCAACAAAGUUUGAUCCUCGCUUCGGUUGGGUGGCGCACGCUGGUCUUCAGUUCAUUCUGUGGAUGGGUGCCGAGGUCCACGAUCCCCAGCUCGUUAGGCAAACCGUCGAGGCCCACAAGCGCCGCGUGGAAUUCUUUGAGAAGUGCCAGUGCAGUCUUCUUGUCAUGCAACAGGGCGAAGAUGCGCAGCAGCUGUGGCAGCUGCUCGGGGAGGCUCCACCCAGCAGAUCAGAAGUCGCGACACAUCGGCCCGAGUUCGAUGCGGACCAUGAGAUCAUGGUGAGCACGCAUGGGAGGGGUGGAGCUGCAGGCACUUCCUUUCCAUCCCCCGCUGCAGCACCCGGCAGCACUGUCCAGCGAGAGGAUGGUCGGUCUGCCAAUCCUGCCUGGGAAGCGUCCGGUGCCGGACGUCCUCCACCGAUAUUGGCUGUCGGUAGAUGA
Molecule: messenger RNA, 1073 nt
Organism: Symbiodinium necroappetens
Lineage: Eukaryota; Dinophyceae; Suessiales; Symbiodiniaceae
Source: the annotation of a GenBank genome assembly